Messenger RNA from Vitis riparia (riverbank grape), 2169 nucleotides. Its product is annotated as threonylcarbamoyladenosine tRNA methylthiotransferase. Gene Ontology annotation, biological process: tRNA methylthiolation. The transcript has 11 exons. NCBI's taxonomy places the organism in Eukaryota, Viridiplantae, Streptophyta, Magnoliopsida, Vitales, Vitaceae. The coding region runs from base 132 to 1988 and encodes 618 amino acids. The record is from RefSeq and is a predicted model, not a curated record. Gene Ontology annotation, molecular function: tRNA (N(6)-L-threonylcarbamoyladenosine(37)-C(2))-methylthiotransferase activity; 4 iron, 4 sulfur cluster binding. Gene Ontology annotation, cellular component: endoplasmic reticulum.
GGAGCCCACUCCUUGAGCCCAAGUUCACCCUAGGGGUUGGCUCGCUUGCACACACCAUACUCACGACCCCUAGUUGUAGGCUUGUAGCAGAAGUGCGAGAGAGGAGAGUGGAGAGAAAGAUCUGGGCGUGAAUGGAAGACAUAGAAGACUUGCUGGUUGGCAAUGGAGUUGGUGGAGCCCCUCCUGGGUUUCGACUACCGUUGGCCUCUGUUGGGUUUAACCCCAAGCAGAAUAAAAACAAACCCAACCUGGAAAAGAAAUCUCAUAUCCAAGAUUCUAUAAUUCCGGGCACCCAGACAAUUUAUAUGAAGACUUUUGGGUGCUCGCAUAACCAGAGCGACAGUGAAUAUAUGGCAGGUCAGCUUGCAGCAUUUGGUUAUGUAUUAAGUGACAAUCCUGAGGAGGCAGACUUGUGGCUGAUAAACACGUGCACAGUUAAGUCCCCAAGUCAGUCUGCUAUGGACACCCUAAUAACUAAAGGUAGAAGUUCAAAAAAGCCUCUGGUAGUGGCAGGGUGUGUUCCUCAAGGAAGUAGAGACUUGAAAGAACUAGAAGGAGUCAGUAUAGUUGGAGUCCAGCAAAUUGACCGUGUGGUUGAGGUUGUAGAAGAGACUUUAAAAGGUCAUGAGGUGCGACUUUUGAACCGCAAGACGCUGCCAGCACUUGACCUCCCAAAGGUGAGAAAGAACAAGUUUGUUGAGAUUCUUCCAAUUAAUGUUGGUUGUUUAGGUGCUUGCACUUAUUGCAAGACAAAGCAUGCUCGUGGUCAUUUAGGAAGCUACACUGUUGACAGCCUUGUAGGGCGUGUAAGAACAGUUAUAGCUGAUGGAGUGAAGGAGAUAUGGUUGAGUAGUGAAGAUACUGGAGCAUAUGGUCGUGACAUUGGGGUUACUCUUCCAAUUUUGUUGAAUGCUAUUGUUUCUGAACUUCCCUCUGAUGGGGGCACAAUGCUUCGCAUUGGAAUGACUAAUCCUCCUUAUAUUCUGGAGCACUUGAAAGAGAUGGCAGUUGUUUUGCGUCACCCGUGUGUAUACUCCUUUCUUCAUGUACCAGUCCAAUCUGGGAGUGAUGCCAUCUUGAGUGCAAUGAAUCGAGAGUAUACCGUAACUGAGUUCAGGACUGUGGUAGACACCUUGACUGAACUUGUUCCAGGAAUGCAGAUUGCAACUGAUAUAAUAUGCGGUUUUCCUGGUGAAACAGAUGAAGAUUUUGCUCAAACAGUCAGCCUCAUACAGGAGUAUAGGUUCCCCCAAGUUCAUAUUUCUCAAUUCUAUCCUCGGCCUGGGACACCUGCGGCCAGGAUGAAAAAGGUCCCAAGUGCUGUAGUGAAGAAACGGAGUCGUGAAUUGACUUCUAUUUUUGAAGCUUUUACACCAUAUAAUGGAAUGGAAGGCAGAGUGGAAAGAAUAUGGAUAAGUGAAAUUGCAACUGAUGGAAUUCACCUGGUUGGCCAUACGAAGGGAUAUAUGCAGGUGCUUGUGGUUGCACCACGAAGCCUGAUGGGAACGUCAGCUAUUGUGAAAAUAACAUCUGUGGGAAGGUGGUCGGUUUUCGGAGAACUGAUUGAGACUCUCAACCAAAUAAAUGAGAAUAUAUCUUUGAAGGAGGAAAAGUUCAGUCUGGGCAAAUGUUCUCCCUGCUCUGUCCCAGUUGAAAUUUGUGCGUGUUCAAGGGAGGCAGAACCUUGUGCUUGUGAACCACAAAGCUGUGAAGGAAAAAUUAGUAUGGAGGAAGGCUCUGUUUCAAGGAAGGACAUGUUGCCAGAAAAUCAAAACGGCCAAAACCUAUUCAAAUGGCUACUAAGGAGGCGGAAGAACCACAGACAGAAAAGGGUAGAGAAUGGAAUUGCAUGGGGAUCCAAGGAAAAGGAAGAACGUGACCGAGGAUGCAUGAACCAUUGGGGUCUAGUUGAUAGGGUUCUUCUGGGUGGAAUAUUUGUGAGCAUCUUGACAAUUGUAGCUUUAAUUUUACAUCUAGGAUUUUGGUAGCCAUCAUCAAACUAGUUGAGUAUUUAGUCUGUUCGUUCAUCCCUGCGGGGAAUCCUCAAGAGAGAUUGCUCAUAUAUGCUUUUCCAUUAUAUACACCUUGAAGUAAGCUUUUCAAUAUAAUUGUAUUUGGGAACGGCUUUAUUGCAUAUGCACUUGCUGAAUUUUGAGUAAUUUCAACCUA